This is a messenger RNA of Aspergillus welwitschiae, 2671 nucleotides long. RefSeq names its product general substrate transporter. Gene Ontology annotation, cellular component: membrane. Gene Ontology annotation, molecular function: myo-inositol:proton symporter activity. Bases 672 to 2363 code for a protein of 563 amino acids. The record is from RefSeq and is a predicted model, not a curated record. The transcript has a single exon. NCBI's taxonomy places the organism in Eukaryota, Fungi, Ascomycota, Eurotiomycetes, Eurotiales, Aspergillaceae. Gene Ontology annotation, biological process: transmembrane transport.
GGCAGUCUUCGGAGAAAAUUACUCGGGUCCCAGUCAACCCCGGUCCUGCUGAGCCGUCCGACUUGGCAAUUGGGUGUGAGCCCGUAAAACUUUGCCCGUGCACGUUCCUUCCGAGCGGGGAGGGCAUGGAAGUUUCUUUGCUAACUGGACUCAGAGUAUUGGGGGCGUCGCUCAUUUCCUACUACUCAAUCGAGUUAGGCAUGUUGGGCCUUGAGGGUUUCUGGGGGUCCCGUAUUUCUAAUCGACCCGACUUCUGUUAGCUGUUCAAGAGCCCUUGACGUCGAGCCUUUCACGCUCGCUGCGAUCAAAAGAACCUUUUCUCCAUGGCGUGGGUUGGAUUUGAUAGUCGUUAGGCGCGUUGCUUUUCUUAUUCACAUAACCCCAUAAUAAAACAAACCUGAUACACAUUGAUGCAACCGCGUUUGGUUCCAGAAGAGAAAGAAAGGACUUCAUUAUCGGAUACUCUGGGGACUUGUGGGGUCGAGGAAGUGGGGUCUGGGACAGGGAGGCCGGGGAUUGGAGAGAGGGAUAAUGGUACGGAGUACAAUAAUCCGCAGACAAACUUCCCGGCUAAACAGGCAUUAUAUAGAGGGCAUUGGGGUCGUCUGACUAUUUUUCUUCCACCCUGACCACACAUAAUCUUUUUAUCAUAUUGAUUCGACAGACUCGAAAUGGGCGAUAACUAUGAGGAAAAGCCUGACGCCAUUGGCAAAGAGUUCAGCGAUGAACUCACGCCCGAGGAGCGUGAGCACGAGAUCGAGGCACGCGAUCUGCAAAGCAAUCAGUAUCUCGACAACGAACCAUUGUAUGACCGGAUAGCGUUCGCGCAGAUACCAGUGCACAUGAAGAGCCCUCGCACGCUAGUUAUCACACUGGGCGUGUUCGCGGCGUUCAGCGGCAUGCUGAGUGGGUUAGACCAGUCGGUGAUCUCGGGCGCGCUGCCUGGUAUCCGCAAGCAUUUCAUCGCGUCAGGCGAGUGGGCAAGCAUGGACGACCCGAAACUGGCGACCGACAUUUCACUGAUUUCUUCACUGAUGCCGCUGGGCGCCAUGGCCGGCGCGCUCAUCAUGACGCCGCUGAACUUCUACUUCGGACGCCGCAACUCGAUUAUCAUCUCGUGUUUGUGGUACACACUGGGCAGUGGACUGUGUGCAGGCUCCCGUAGUGUGGGGAUGCUGUUUGCGGGCCGAUUCAUUCUGGGCAUCGGUAUCGGAAUCGAAGGCGGCUGUGUCGGUAUCUACAUCUCCGAGUGUGUGCCGCCAGAGGUGCGUGGCAACCUGGUGUCGGUAUACCAGCUGAUGAUCGCAUUCGGAGAGAUCAUCGGAUACGCCGCCGGCGGCGUAUUCUUUGACGUCCCGUCAGGCAGCUGGCGCUGGAUGCUGGGCUCGUCUCUCUUGUUUUCGACGAUCCUCCUGGUUGGGAUGGCCUUCCUGCCAGAAUCACCGCGCUGGCUGGCAUCCAAGGGCAAGUACGGGCGCGCGUGGCGGGUGUGGAAGUCGCUGCGCGACAUGGCCGACCCCAAAAGCCUAGACGAGUACCUUGCGAUGGAAGUUACAGUCAAACAUGAUGUCGACCAGUCCGCGAACGUGAAAUGGCAUCAGAGGUAUCUGGAGGUGUGCAGGACGCCGCGCAACCGACGGGCGCUUGUAUAUGCCACGGCUAUGAUAUUUUUCGGGCAGAUGACGGGCAUCAAUGCGGUGAUGUACAAUAUGUCAAACUUGAUGGCCAAGAUGAACUUUGAUGACCGCGAGUCAGUGCUGAUGUCGAUGGUGGGCGGUGGCGCGUUGUUCCUGGGAACAAUUCCUGCUGUGUUCACGAUGGACAAGUUUGGGCGCCGGGUGUGGGCGCAAAACAUCCUGAUGUUCAUCGUGGGUCUGGCGCUGGUGGGCGUCGGCUACCUAUACACGAACAAUGGUGUUGAUUAUUUCAAUGAGCAUAAGGCAACGGCCUUGGGGUUGUUUUUCUCCGGUCUGGUGCUGUACAUGGCGUUCUUCGGGGCAUAUUCGUGCCUGACCUGGGUAGUGCCAGCGGAGAGCUUUAGUUUCAACACCCGCAGCCAGGGCAUGGCGAUCUGCUCUGUAUUCCUUUAUCUGUGGUCAUUCAUUGUGACAUACAACUUCGAAGGGAUGCAGAAAGCGAUGACCUACACCGGCCUGACAAUCGGUUUCUUCGGCGGCUUGGCCGCGCUAGGCUUCUUUUACCAGCUGUUCUUUAUGCCCGAGACCAAAGACAAAACAUUGGAGGAGAUCGACGAGUUGUUUCUAAUGCCGACAAGUAAGCUGGUUGCGCUGAACACAAGCAAUCUGCUUAAGCCCCUCCGGCGGCGAUACCGGCCAGAGCAGGUCGACAACUACAACGCCUAAAUAGUUGUUCUUUUCACCUACCAGACCAACGUUCAUGGUACCAAUAACGAGCGACAAGGUUACUCAAGUUGAAUGUAAUGAAAUCAUGAGGACUAAUACAUUUCUGCCAAUGCAUAACACAUGUUGUGCCUAUCAAAGAGGAAGCAACAGCGUAGAGCGAGGAUCUGUAUAUCUGAUAAUCAUGUUUUCCACCUACUACCUUCCAUGCGAAGCCUAUCAUCUGAUCAUGAUUUGACUUCUGAUUCUCUUAUUUUAUAAACCUGAUAUAAGAAGUAUCAACGCUCACAGUCUGAAAAGCAAGUUCGGCC